UGUGUGCGUUUGGGGCCAUUUACGGGCUCGUAACACUGGCUCGAGGACGGAAGUUUCUGUACGGGCUGAUGCCCUGAUCUUCGCACUCCUCUUCGCCUGGAUUGCCCAACAGAUAAAACAUUCCUGGUCCCGGAUACUCAGACACUCGGGGCUGGCUUCUCGAGCACUUUCCGGUUGCACGGCUCUUUUCCACUCUCCAGCCUCUCUCACUGGGAGAAUGGAGAAUGGAGAAUGGUGAUAGUCUUUCACCAUGCAUCGGAAGAAGGUGGAUAACCGAAUUCGAAUUCUCAUUGAGAAUGGCGUAUCUGAGCGGCAGAGGUCUCUUUUUGUUGUAGUUGGAGAUCGAGGAAAAGAUCAGGUGGUUAUUCUUCAUCAUAUGUUGUCCAAAGCAACUGUGAAGGCUCGGCCCUCUGUCCUGUGGUGUUACAAGAAAGAGCUGGGAUUUAGCAGUCAUCGGAAGAAGAGAAUGCGGCAGCUACAGAAGAAGAUAAAGAGUGGGACCUUGAACAUAAAGCAAGAUGACCCCUUUGAGCUUUUUGUAGCAGCCACAAACAUUCGCUACUGCUACUACAAUGAAACCCACAAGAUUCUGGGCAACACUUUUGGCAUGUGUGUCCUCCAGGACUUUGAAGCAUUAACUCCAAACUUGUUGGCCAGAACUGUAGAAACAGUAGAAGGUGGUGGAUUGGUGGUCAUCCUCUUACGGACCAUGAACUCGCUUAAGCAGCUGUACACAAUGACUAUGGAUGUGCACUCCAGGUACAGGACCGAGGCCCAUCAGGACGUGGUGGGAAGGUUUAACGAGAGGUUUAUUCUCUCUCUGGCAUCUUGUAAGAAGUGUCUGGUCAUUGAUGACCAACUCAAUAUCCUGCCCAUCUCCUCCCAUGUGGCCAGCAUUGAAGCCUUACCUCCUCAGGCCCCCGAUGAGAAUCUCAGUCCUGCUGCUCUGGAGCUGCAGGAGUUGAAAGAGAGCUUGCAGGACACUCAGCCCGUGGGUGUUUUGGUGGACUGCUGCAAGACCCUGGACCAGGCCAAAGCUGUCUUGAAAUUCAUUGAGGGGAUCUCGGAGAAGACCCUAAGGAGUACUGUUGCCCUCACCGCUGCCCGAGGACGGGGCAAGUCUGCGGCCCUGGGCCUGGCUAUUGCUGGGGCAGUGGCAUUCGGAUAUUCCAAUAUUUUUGUCACCUCCCCAAGCCCAGAUAACCUCCACACCCUGUUUGAAUUUGUAUUUAAGGGGUUUGAUGCUCUGCAGUAUCAGGAGCACCUGGACUACGAGAUUGUACAGUCGCUGAACCCCGAGUUUAAUAAAGCGGUGAUCAGGGUAAAUGUGUUCCGAGAGCACAGGCAGACUAUCCAGUACAUCCAUCCUGCAGAUGCUGUGAAACUGGGCCAGGCUGAGCUGGUUGUGAUAGAUGAAGCUGCCGCUAUUCCCCUCCCCCUGGUGAAGAGCUUGCUUGGGCCCUACCUGGUUUUCAUGGCAUCUACUAUCAAUGGCUACGAGGGCACUGGCCGGUCACUUUCCCUCAAACUCAUCCAGCAACUCCGUCAGCAGAGUGCCCAGAGCCAGGUCAGCACCACUGCUGAGAACAAGACCACGACGACAGCCAGAUUGGCCUCAGCUCGGACAUUGCAUGAGGUUUCCCUCCAAGAGUCAAUCCGGUACGCCCCUGGGGAUGCAGUGGAGAAGUGGCUGAAUGACCUGCUGUGCCUGGAUUGCCUCAACAUCACCCGCAUCGUUUCCGGCUGCCCCUUGCCUGAGGCCUGUGAGCUCUACUAUGUUAACAGAGAUACCCUCUUUUGCUACCACAAGGCUUCUGAGGUUUUUCUGCAGAGGCUCAUGGCUCUCUAUGUGGCUUCGCAUUACAAGAACUCUCCCAACGAUCUGCAGAUGCUCUCGGAUGCACCUGCUCACCACCUCUUCUGCCUUCUGCCACCUGUGCCCCCUACCCAGAAUGCCCUGCCCGAAGUGCUUGCAGUUGUCCAGGUGUGCCUUGAAGGAGAGCUUUCUCGUCAGUCCAUUUUGAAUAGCCUGUCUAGAGGCAAAAAGGCUUCUGGGGACCUGCUUCCAUGGACUGUGUCAGAACAGUUUCAGGAUCCAGACUUUGGAGGCCUUUCUGGUGGACGGGUUGUUCGAAUUGCUGUACAUCCAGAUUACCAAGGGAUGGGCUACGGCAGCCGAGCACUGCAGCUGCUGCAGAUGUACUACGAAGGCAGGUUCCCGUGUCUGGAGGAAAAGGUCUUGGAGACACCACAAGAAAUCCACACCGUGAGCAGUGAGGCCGUCAGCUUGUUGGAAGAAGUUAUCACUCCCCGGAAGGAUCUGCCUCCCUUACUCCUCAAGUUGAAUGAGAGGCCUGCAGAGCGCCUAGAUUAUCUGGGGGUUUCCUAUGGGCUGACCCCCAGGCUCCUCAAGUUCUGGAAACGAGCUGGAUUUGUUCCUGUCUAUUUGAGACAGACCCCAAAUGACCUGACUGGAGAGCACUCCUGCAUUAUGCUGAAGACACUGGCUGAUGAGGAUGAGGCGGAGCGGGGAGCUUGGCUGGCAGCAUUUUGGACCGAUUUCCGAAGACGGUUCCUGGCCCUGCUGUCUUACCAGUUCAGCACCUUCUCUCCUGCCCUGUCUCUGAACAUCAUUCAGAACAGGAACAUAGCGAAGUCAGCCCCACCAGUCCUAGGCCGGGAGCAUCUGGAGGCCCUCUUCCUCCCCUAUGACCUGAAGCGGCUGGAGAUGUACUCUCGGAACAUGGUCGAUUAUCACCUCAUCAUGGACCUUAUCCCAGCCAUUUCCCGCCUGUACUUCCUCAACCAGCUAGGGGACCUGGCAUUGUCAGCCGCCCAGUCGGCUCUUCUCCUGGGAAUGGGCCUACAGCACAAGUCCGUGGAUCAGCUGGAAAAGGAGAUCGAGCUACCCUCAGGCCAGUUGAUGGGGCUUUUCAACCGGAUCAUCCGCAAAGUCGUGAAGCUGUUCAAUGAUGUGCAGGAAAAGGCUAUUGAGGAGCAGAUGGUGGCAGUGAAGGAUGUGGUCAUGGAGCCUACGAUAAAGACGCUGAGUGAUGACCUGGAUGAAGCAGCAAAGGAAUUCCAGGAGAAACACAAGAAGGACGUGGGGAAGCUGAAGGACAUGGACCUCUCUCAAUAUAUAAUCCGUGGCGAUGAUGAAGAGUGGAAUGAAGUUUUGAGCAAAGCAGGGCAGAAUGCCUCCAUUGUUAGUUUGAAAAGUGACAAGAAAAGGAAACUGGAAACAAAACAAGAACCCAAACAGAGCAAGAAGUUGAAGAAGAGCGGUAACAACAGAAAGGACACGAAACUGAAGAGAAAGAAGUAGUGAGGCGAGUGGAUGCCAGACUUCUGAGCUGUGUUCUGCUGGCCAGGCAGCAGCGUGGGCAGCGACAGUACCGAGGGGCUUCAGCAGAGGCAGGCACCAUCUGCACGCCCGCCAUGGCUGGACACAAUCACUCCCGAACAGUCUGCUUAGACUUGGUGCUGGGCAAAGCUCUGGCAUUGUCAGGGGCUGUCCGCCACUGCCCCAGGUCACAGUUUCACUUUCGCUUGUUCCGGCUGUGACCUUCCUGCCCUCCAGCACACAGCUUUCUGGAGGAGUGCUCUGUCUCACUACAGACUUGCCCUGACACUCAGAGGCCCAGGGCAGUGGGACCUCUCCUGCUCUUCUGGUCCAUCCCGCCUGCGGCAGGUCUGCUGUCCUCGGGGUCCCAGGAAAGUCUGAGGCCCUUAGGUAGGCUGCAACAGCUGAGCCCCAAACGCCUUUUGGUUGCCUCUUCGUUUGGGAGAGACUAUCAAGAGAGACUGUUGCUAUGCAAGUGAGGGGAGAGAGUAUUUUUAAUACAUGACAUCUUGGAAAGGC
Messenger RNA from Rattus norvegicus (Norway rat), 3862 nucleotides. It is a transcript of the gene Nat10, whose product is annotated as N-acetyltransferase 10. Gene Ontology annotation, biological process: regulation of centrosome duplication; rRNA metabolic process; tRNA acetylation. Gene Ontology annotation, cellular component: small-subunit processome; midbody; telomerase holoenzyme complex. Gene Ontology annotation, molecular function: acetyltransferase activity; N-acetyltransferase activity; acyltransferase activity, transferring groups other than amino-acyl groups. NCBI's taxonomy places the organism in Eukaryota, Metazoa, Chordata, Mammalia, Rodentia, Muridae. The record is from RefSeq and is a predicted model, not a curated record.